CUUCUUUCAGGACGUGGCCGUCCACCGCAUGCGUGUGGAUGAUUUGAUUCAAAAUUGGACCAUUUACACAAGACAGGUACUGCAGACAGACACCACGACACGGCAUGGCAUGAACGAAGAGAAAUGCAGUGAACUGUCAGCCAAUUACAUGAAAAUUCGGCACACACUCACACACACGCUCACACACACGGGAGAACACGAGAGAGAGAGAGAGAGAGAGAGAGGAGGGGAAAGGUGAAGGCAUCAGUCAUGAUGUGUUUCAUUUCAUGUCUGUCAUAUGACGCUCCGGACAAAGGAGAUAAUGAAGGCGGAGACGGAUAUCGACACAGACGACAACCCCAACACUGACACAACCACAGGACACUCUCUCUCUCCCUGUGUGUGUGUGUGUGGUUGUCUCCCCCCCACCUGCGACGUAUCCGGCAUACUCGUAGCUCUUAGGCUGGUCCAUAUGGUAGAUGACGAUGCCGUGGCGGCCGAUGAGCUGCAGGGCCAGCCCCUCAAUCAGCGGACCGAUGGCGCUCCCGACGAAGGCGCUCACACCCCAUAUACCUGACAGACACACACACACAGAGACACAGACAGAGAGGGCUGGGGUGGGCUGUGUCUCCCUCCCUCCCUCCCUCCCUCUGUGUGUGUGUGUAUGUGUAUGUGUGUGUGUCCGUGAGUGUGUGUGCAUGGGCAGCCAGCCAGCCGACCGAGGUCUUUUGCGGCGGUUCUUCUGUCGGGGAGGCAGUCGAGAGCGAGUGCCAGGUCGACGGACAGGUACGCGCCGUUGCCGAUGCCGUAGAUGACGGCACAGAAGUAUAUGCAGGACACGUAGGACGUGUAGUCGCUGAUAAUCUGGGCGGUGGCACACAAACAUGGAUGGCAUGGCAUGGCCAAUUUGUCUUUUGUGUGUGUAGGGGUGUGUGUGUGUGUGUGAGUGGGGUGGUAGGCCGACCCAUGGCAGGACGAGGAACAUGAUCCAUGUGAAUGACAUGAAGAGGCAGGCGAAGUAGACCAGGAUCUUGCGGCCCCAGUGCUCGCUCAGGUAACCCGCGGGAAAGGCCACCGCUGCCGCCGCCAACUGCACACCACACACACACACCCCAGGAUCCGUCCAUGCAUCUCAGGACACAUCCUGGUGUGUUGUUCUCUCUCUCUCUCCCCCUCUCUCUCUGCGUGUGUGUGUGUGCCUGUCCGAGCAGGGCGAUGACUGAUAUCUGGAACUUGCGCGCCGCCUCGUCGGUCGUCCCCACCAUGUCCCGCAGGUAAUACAAUAUGAAGCUCUGCCCACUCGUGGCCAGGUAAUAUAGCGUCCUGCGCCACAACAGAUAGCACCACAGCACACACCGGCACGGCACAGCAGCACCUUUUCCCAUGUCUGUGUCUGUCUCCCGGCCUCCCUCACCUGGCCACGAAGAUCCAGAAGAAAUCGGGGUUUUUCCUCCUGUCGAUGGUGAAGGAGCGGAGCAGGUCUCUGAUGGAGAGCUUCUCCGGCAGCAGCAACGGCCCCUUGGGCCACCCGUCGCUGUAUUCCUCGACGGCGGUGAAGCAGACGAGCAUGACCGAGACGAAGAUGAGCAGGCUGUAGACGAAGUAGAGGAGGUGGAAGUCGAGGUCCUUCGUGUAGGCCACGAACACAAACCCUUCACGCCAACCGCACACACACAUGGAUGGAUGGAUGGAUGCCUCUCUUUGUGUGCCGUCUUGCCGACAGACAGACAGACAGACAGAGAGGGAUGCCCACCGAGCGUUGAGCCGAGCAGCAGGUGCACGGCGACGACCCCUGAUGCGGUCCCCUGGCUGGCGUGGUCCUUGAGCUGGUCCGGGAUGAGGCCCGUCUGUGCACUGUAGAUGACGUUGAGGCUGCACGACAUGAUGGCCAGGAGCAUCAUCCACAAGGGCCGCGUCAGCAGCAGGCUCGCGAACCACAUGCCGAAGAAACCCAACACCGACAUUAUUCCCCCUGCACCCAUCCGCACACACACAUGGGGCUGAGGGCAAUCCAGCCAUCGCUCCAUCCGAUGCGAUGCGAUGCAUGCCUGCGAAGAUGAAGGGUUUCCGCUUGCCAUACGGCGAGGAGUAGUUGUCCGACACGACGCCUACGACCGGACAGAUGAGCUGUGUGAGCCCGAUGAGGCCGAGGGAGAGGCCCAGCAUGAGGCUCUCGUGGUUGGGCCACAGCCGCAGCGCCUCCGACGGCAGAAUGUACAGCCCCAUUGUGGCGUAGAUCAAGCCAUCUGCAGAUAAGGCAUCUCUCCCUCUCUCUCUCUCUCUGUGUGUGUGUGUGUGUGGGUGUGCGCGUGUGUGUCUGUGUGUGGAGGAAUACAUGGGAAGUUGAAGCACGUGAGCCAAACGAUAGGUCCUAGCCCGUGCACCGGGCCGAGAGUGAACUCCUGGCUGCCCCGCACGCUGCCCUUCGCAGAAGGAGACGACACCGACACUGGUGGACCAACAAACACAUACACACACACACACACACACAGACAACUCCGCCCAUCACCCUCCACAAUGUUUGUGUCCUUUCCAUAUGCCCACCAGGCAUACCGAUGAGCGGCGAUGUUUCCGUCGGCCCCCCCUCCCACCGAGACCCCGAUCGCAUCCCCAACCCGGCCUUACUCCCCGCCCCAGCCUCCGCCCCGUCCAGCAACACUUCACUCGCUCCAGUCACCCCCACACCCUCCUCACCACGGUAAGAAGACCCCGCGCGGCUCACAAUGGGGCUGCGGAAUGUCGACUGCCGGCGGCUGGAUGGGCCGAGGUUGGUGUCACGUCCCCGGCGCCAGAUGAGCUGGGCCGCCCCGACGAUGGGCGAUGGGGUGGUCGGCUGCUGUGUGACGGGUGGGCGAGGGGGGUGGUGGGGGGGACGAGUGCUGCCUGUGGUGCCUGUGGGGGACUGCUGCUGCUGCUGCUGCUGGUGCAU
Vitrella brassicaformis is the source of this 2908-nucleotide messenger RNA. NCBI's taxonomy places the organism in Eukaryota, Vitrellaceae. The record is from the annotation of a GenBank genome assembly.